Messenger RNA from Didymodactylos carnosus, 429 nucleotides. Lineage: Eukaryota; Metazoa; Rotifera; Eurotatoria; Philodinida; Philodinidae. The record is from the annotation of a GenBank genome assembly.
AUGAAAUGGAAUCAAACCAACUACCACCAAUCAGCCCCAUUAAAUGCCUUUAAAAAUAAGAAUGCUACCUUCGAUUGGACACAAUGCCAAAAUGCAUUCGAUAUAUUGAAACAACGAUUAUCACAAUAUCCACUGUUGGCAUUUGAUGAUGGUAAAUCAAAACUAACACUAAAAUUAAAUACGGAUGCAUUCAACUGUAGUCUUGGUGGUGUUUUACAUCAAGUUAUGGAAGAUGGUAAACUUAGACCAAUCCAAUAUUUAUCAAGGUCAUUAUCACCCAGAGAGAAGAAGUAUUCAACAGUAGAAAAAGAAUGUCUAGCAUUGCUUUGGUAUCCAGCUCACAAACCCGACGAUGUUGCUGAUCAACAGUUAGAUUUAAUGAGUGGACAACAUUCGCACUACGACAAUGGCCAUUACUUCUCGAUUUGA